Molecule: messenger RNA, 1407 nt
Organism: Talaromyces atroroseus
Lineage: Eukaryota; Fungi; Ascomycota; Eurotiomycetes; Eurotiales; Trichocomaceae
Exons: 3
Coding region: 1-1407 (468 amino acids)
Molecular function (GO): nucleic acid binding
Source: RefSeq, a predicted model, not a curated record
AUGGCUCAGGCGGAGCGCCGGUGCUCAUGCGACCAAUCAAACGCUCCCAAACCGAAUCCGCCAAUGACAGCCCCGCCUGCAACCACACGUUAUCGCAGCGCGUUCGGAACGGCUUAUCGCAUCGACCCGGAGUGUCCUCACUCUGGCCUCUCGCUUUCUCUCAUCCCUCUCUCCUCCUUAAAAUAUUUCCAUCACCUCAUCCACGAUCACUCUUGCGCUGCUUUAUUGCAUCCCCUCAUCACUUCCUCAGCCAUGGCUAUCCAUCCGAGUAUUCGCAAUGAGCAUCUGCGCGAGCGCACAGCCGCCACCAGCUUGACGCAGCAGCAGGCAAUCGAUAUCUCAGCCUGGACAGAGCAAGCAGCCGCCUCGCUUCAAGUUCUGGAUAUCUCCGACUCGGUUGCGGAAAUUGAAUUUCCAAUUGUCUCUUCUGAAACUGCGACUGCUGGUCGAGGCACAUCGAAUGCGCUAUCCAUUCCUUUAGACGGGCCAAUCGUCAAGAGCUUGACGCCUCGUGUGAAAAUUGUUCACAGAACGGGCGAGGAGGAUGUCUCAACAGCGCCUUCAAAUACCUAUCGUCGCCGCGAACCUAUUCGACGCGAUAGCAUGAAAAGGCGCGAGGCCUUGUUGAAGGGCAAAGAGGGCAGUCGGCGUCGACAGCGCUGGGAGAAUGAUCGUCUUCUGAACAAUCCCUGGGCGCAACCGCCAGCCCCCGGCGACUGGUCUGUUCAACCGACGCACCCGCGACACGAUCCUCUUCCGUACUACCUAGCUCCACUUUGGGAUAGCCAUUACGCGCACAAGGAGCACGAUAAGUCGCGCAAACAUGCGAAGAGAAGCAUUAAAGACUACGAGGAUGAGAAGAACCGAGUAUCUCGAGAGAUUCGCAAGUCUCUGAAACACGCCCGAGCAGCACGCGGUCUGCUACAGGAUUUGGAAGAAGAUAUUCGGUGCUUCCUUGAAAACUGGAAUGACAAACAAUUGAGGCUUGAGUUCAACGAUUCCGAGAACUCUGAAUUUGAGGACUCGGAUGAGGAGAUUGUCUUUGUCGGCCGGAAUGGGCAGAUGCACGACUCUCACAAGCGUAAAGAGAAAGCAAAACUUGUCGAUACAGAGGUUCAAGAUGGACAAAAAAUGGUCUUUGAGAGCUUGGCUCAUGACCCUGGUGCGGUAUUUGGACGAUGGCUCGUUCAUUCGAUCGCUGCAUACUACGGCUUGUAUACAUGGUCCGUCACAGCUGGCAAUCCAGCUCGCCGCCAGGCCUAUGUCGGGCUCAAUCCUCCAGCUGCAAGCAAGCAUAUCUCGGAGAUCGCCUUUCCCUCGGGGCAGAGGGCAGCGUGUGGGACAACAAAUGCACUGAGAAUAAAACCGGGGGAGCCGUUGCCGAAGCCAAUAUGGGUGCAAGUGUGA